Messenger RNA from Fonsecaea nubica, 2646 nucleotides. RefSeq lists its product as hypothetical. Gene Ontology annotation, molecular function: ATP-dependent DNA damage sensor activity; ATP binding; mismatched DNA binding. Gene Ontology annotation, biological process: mismatch repair. Gene Ontology annotation, cellular component: nucleus. NCBI's taxonomy places the organism in Eukaryota, Fungi, Ascomycota, Eurotiomycetes, Chaetothyriales, Herpotrichiellaceae. The coding region runs from base 1 to 2646 and encodes 881 amino acids. The record is from RefSeq and is a predicted model, not a curated record. The transcript has 2 exons.
AUGGCCAAAUUUGACAACUGCGUCCUCCUCACCCGGGUCGGCAAUUUCUACGAGUUGUACUUUGAACAGGCGGAAGAAUACGGGCCUCUCCUCAAUCUCAAAGUCGGCCACAAGCAGACCAAGCUCGGGCCUGUCGCAAUGGCCGGAUUUCCCUUUUUCCAAUUGGACAGGUUCUUGAAAAUGCUUGUCCAAGAUCUCAACAAAUAUGUGGCCAUAUGUGAGGAAUUCCUGGUCCAGGUCUCUGGCAAGGUCAAAUCCGGUGGUCUCAAACACGAUCGUCGGGUGGCACGAGUGAUAACCCCGGGUACGUUGAUUGACGAGAAGUUCCUGGAUCCGUACGAAUACAACUUCCUGCUAUCGAUUGCCCCGGAGCCUGUCAUGAUCGAGCAAAGCAAUGGUGAUGUGGGAGCUCCAGAACCAGAGCCUGAGCAGAAGCUCGGUCUUGCUUGGUUGGACCUAUCUACUGGCGACUUCUACACGCAGAUCACAGGUCGUGGCUCACUGUCGUCAGCAUUGACCAGAAUUGAUCCCCGGGAGAUCAUUCUACCUUCUAACAUUUCCGAAGGAAUUCAAAAUGAGGUGCAGAAUAUAGUCGGCCGAGACCAUCGACUACUCACGUUGCAUGAGACAGAGAGUGAUUUUAUAUCCAUGGCCGAGUGGAAUGAGAUGCUCGAAUCUCCCGUGCCUGCAAACGCAGAUGAGAGGUUCAGCAUGGCAGAAAAGCAUGCUGGUCACCGACUUCUGGACUAUGUUCGCCAUCGGCUGCAGGGCUUACAGCUUCGUUUGCAGCCUCCACGUCAACGCGAAAUACAGGCUAUCCUGAACAUUGACCGCAACAGUCUCAGAGGCCUGGAGAUUUUGGAAACCGCCCGAGACGGCCUUGGAAAGGGGAGUUUGUUUCAUGCUGUCAAGAGGACCUCAACUAAAAGUGGUGCACGCCUUCUACGAGACCGUCUCACAUCCCCGUCGGCCUCGCUUGGUGAAAUUAAUGAUCGGCUUGACUUGGUCACAGUCUUCGUUGAAAACCAGGAGUUGGCGGAGUCGUUGAUCUUCCGACUUCGAAGAACAUUCGAUGUCCAACGCAUCGUUCAAAAAUUUGCGCUGAACAAAGGAGAUGCGGAUGACAUGUUGUCAUUAGCAAGCGCCAUAACCGAAACCGUCGCGACGAAUGAUCUUCUGCAGUCGUUGGAACAGGACUUGAACCUGGCGGAAACCAAUGGGAUGAACCAAGCACAUGUGGUGCUUCCUCUCCGGAAGCUUCUGCAGCGUUUUGAGCUGCACGGUCCAGCUGAGCUCCAGGCUCGGAUUUCUUCGGCUAUUGACGAACAAGGCCUCAUGCAGAAGCAUCGGCUUGAAGAAGACGAAGCGGCAAGUGUUGCCGCCAUGGCACAUGAUGUCGUAUUGCAAAGUGGUCCAGAGGAAUUGGAUUUAUUGCCCAAAGCCGUCCAAGCUCGCAGCAAAUUGGAGGAUCAAAAGAAGGACGAGAUCGAACUUGAAGAGCCCUGGAUAAUGCGUCGCGAUGCUAGUGAGACGCUGCACCGAUUACACAAAGACCUGGACUCGCUCCAGACAGAAAAAGUUCACCUAGCGAACAGGCUGCGAGCGGAACUCUCAGCGCCGACGCUGAUGCUGAAGUCCACACCUGGCCUCGGCCACAUUUGCCAUAUUCGCAGUGCCACAGGCUUUGAUCGAGAGAAAUUGGAAUCGCUCCAUGCCAAGAUGGUCUCAUCCUCUAAGAGUACUCGUUCCUUCUAUCUGGGCGACUGGACUCGGUUGGGCCGCCGGAUCGACCAAGCGAUUCUAAACAUCCGCGAGGAAGAGAAGCGAAUAUUUGCAACGCUGAGGGAGCUUGUCAUCAAGAACCUGGUAACACUGCGGCGCAAUGCGGCAGUCAUGGACGAACUAGAUGUUGCAUGCGGCUUUGCCCUCCUCGCGAGGGAGCAAUCGUGGGUUCGACCUCUCCUCAACAACGGUACAGAGCACAAAAUCAUCGGAGGCCGGCAUCCUACAGUCAAAGCAGGGCUGGAAGAGCAAGGCAGAUCUUUUGUCAGCAACAAUCUCGUCCUUGACCACAAGGAGCGAAUAUGGUUGGUGACAGGACCCAAUAUGGGUGGGAAGAGUACGUUUCUCCGGCAGAAUGCUCUGCUUACAAUACUUGCUCAGGCCGGCUCGUACGUGCCAGCCGUCCACGCUGAGAUCGGGCUUGUGGACCAGAUCUUCAGUCGGAUAGGGGCUGCGGAUGACUUGUUUCGAGACCAAUCUACCUUUAUGGUGGAGAUGCUGGAGACCGCAGCGAUACUGAAGCACGCCACUCCCAAGUCAUUUGUGAUCAUGGACGAGGUAGGGCGAGGCACGACCCCCGAAGACGGAACUGCCGUUGGAUAUGCGAGUUUGUAUCACCUCUAUCACAUCAACAAAUGCCGAACACUCUUCGCGACCCAUUUUCAUGCCCUGGCUGAUAUGACACGAAAAUGGCCCAACCUGUGCUGCUAUUGUACUGAUGUGCUGGAGGAUGAACAUGGCUCGUUCAUGUUCUUGCACCGAUUGAAGAGGGGCAUCAAUAGACAGUCACAUGCGUUGAAGGUUGCAAAGUUGGCCGGACUACCUCCAGCAGCAGUCAAAAUUGCAGAAGACCAGAUGAUGUAG